Plutella xylostella (diamondback moth) is the source of this 649-nucleotide messenger RNA. NCBI's taxonomy places the organism in Eukaryota, Metazoa, Arthropoda, Insecta, Lepidoptera, Plutellidae. The record is from RefSeq and is a predicted model, not a curated record.
GAAGCCACCUAUACCCCUUCCACUCAAGUACACCGAGGUGUGGGCAUCCACGGAGCAGGCUAUGCGCUGGCACCGCGAGGAGCUGCGGCGCGCGCGAGAGGCGAGCCUCAGCUUCGUGCACGAGUGCGACGCGUGCGAGAGACUGUUCGCCGAGGAGGAGGAGCUGAAUAGACACGUGGGGGACGCGCAUUCUGAGGAGGCAGGGCAGUAUACAUGUGAUAUGUGCUUAUAUCGAUUUCCGGAUCAAACCAAGCUACACGAGCACAUGCAGGCACACUACGUGUUCUACAAGUGCAAGGAGUGUAGCUUCGAGAGCAGAAUACUGGAGGAAAUGCAGAAACAUGUCACAGAUAAGCAUAGUGUGAUAGCACCUGAUAAAAAUGAGGUGGUCGUGUGUAAAAGGUGUAAAAAUGAAUUUGGAUCAGAGACAGACUUGAAAACCCACACAUUGACGUGUAAAACCUACAAGUGUGUGGACUGCGACUCCACGUUCCCGGCGGCGCGCGCGUACCACCAGCACCGGCAGAAGCACCGCCUCGACCCUGACGGCAUCUACUGCGAGGUGUGCAAGAUCUACUACAAGGCGUCGUGGUAUAAGAAACACUUGCUGACAAGCACGAAGCACGUGUCACGGGAUUCUUUUAAGUAA